AAGGGAAAACCCCUUUAGAGACAAAAGUAUAGGCGACAUAAGUCAUUUGCGUCACUAAUAACUAUAAUGGGUGGCACAAUUUUUUAGUUUGUCACCAAUAAGUUGUCAUCUUAAAUUAAAUUUAUAUUAAUGUUUGCUUGACAAAAUAAUAAAGAAAGGAGACAAAAUCUUUUUGUCUCAACUUUUUAUUAGUGACAAAAUAUAAUUUUGCCUCCUAUUGUUUUUAUAAUUUAGGCAGUUGGCCUUUAUUCCACCAGCGGGAAAUCAAAAAUUUAAUUGAGAGGAAAAAACAUUGAGACUUCAAAUCUCCAAAAUGGUGUAGUAUUAUGUAAAAGAGGAUGAGGUAUAAAUACCUUUUUUUUUUUUUUCUUUUUUUUCCUUCUUUCAUCCUAUCCACCGCGAAAUCUAUUUUCCCAAGCGUUCACAACUUCGAACCUCAAACUGCCAGCAACAUGAACUCCACCUUCGAUCGACAACUACUUCAUCUCCUCAAACCUCAAACUACUACAUCAUCUUCUCUCUAAUCUCUUCUUUUCACUUCUCAACCCCAGCAGCCCAAUCUCAAAAUCAUCCUAAAUCACCAGCACCAAACCCCUUCAUCUUGGGUUUUUUAUCGAUCAGGAAAAAGGGAAGCAGAAUCGCAUCAGAGAGCAUCAUCCGGAUUGAAUACUAGUAUGAUUCUUCUUUGCUCUUGCGGUUUUUACUCUAUGUUUCUCUUUAGUUUUGUUUUGAAAUUCAUUGUCUUCUGUAGGUGAUUGUUGAAAGUGCUAAAAAGAGUGAUGCAACUGAUCGAUAUUGAGAAGAACAAGUUUUGUUGAGCUCACUUCAAUCCAAAAAUUGCUUUAGUAUUACACAAAAGGUGUCCAGCAAGUAGUUGCGCAAAAUUCAAAAGCAUGAACACUGCUAAUGCUAGCUAAGUGUUAAAUCUGAUCAGUAGUCUUCAUCAUGGUGCUACAAUUGUAGUGAUGAUGUGAUGAUCAUUUUUGAGGUUUGGCUGAUCUCCAGACUUCAACCCAGAACUUGCUCUAGUAUCAUUAAAAAGAAAGGUAAAAAUGUGUCUUUUGUUGAGAAUUGGAGCGCUAUGCAUCAACAUCGUGACGGUCAAUGGAUCAACGAAGCAGCUGAACAAACUGGGAAGAAAAUGUUAGGAGAAUUGAAUCAAACAAAGGAGAAGUUAGCUGAAGUGCUUGGGGCUGCCUCACUUGAUGAAAUAGAAGUUCCCGUCUCUAUGCAGUUGGAUAUCUUGGCAAAUGGCGUUGGGGUUGCAAAGGGUAGAGGCAUUCGCGGUCUGGGCUAUGGUCCACGGAAGGAACCCGUCCAUUAUUCUGAGAGUGAUAAAUCUACAAAUACUUCAGUGACAGAACAAAAGGUGAUUGAGCUGACAGCCACGGUGGAAAAGCUUUUGAGGCAUAUCAGUCACAUAGAAGAGCAACUUGCUACUGUUGAAGGGUAUAAUGUUCAUUAUUCCAGUGAUGAUGAUGAUGAUUAUGAUAAUGGGGAUGAUGAUGAUGAUGAUGUGAAUAUCUAUGGGGAUGAAGAUGAGGGUGCAGACUAGCUAUUAGGACCUUAAUGUUGUUUUCCGAUGGAACUUUAGUUUUAUAUUAUUAAACUAGAAAACUUGUUUUUGCUACCUAUUGUCUAUGUAGAAGUGUAGAAACGCAAAACUUCACUUUCUCUGUUAUACUAUCUUUUCAUUUAUUCAAUGCAAUUAAAUACUUUUUUAUUUAGUUU
Molecule: messenger RNA, 1731 nt
Organism: Rosa rugosa (rugosa rose)
Lineage: Eukaryota; Viridiplantae; Streptophyta; Magnoliopsida; Rosales; Rosaceae
Exons: 7
Coding region: 974-1555 (193 amino acids)
Source: RefSeq, a predicted model, not a curated record